Molecule: messenger RNA, 3763 nt
Organism: Lutzomyia longipalpis
Lineage: Eukaryota; Metazoa; Arthropoda; Insecta; Diptera; Psychodidae
Product: phosphoenolpyruvate carboxykinase [GTP]-like
Exons: 2
Coding region: 1553-3514 (653 amino acids)
Biological process (GO): hepatocyte differentiation; cellular response to glucose stimulus; gluconeogenesis
Cellular component (GO): cytosol
Molecular function (GO): manganese ion binding; GTP binding; phosphoenolpyruvate carboxykinase (GTP) activity
Source: RefSeq, a predicted model, not a curated record
GCAUACGGACCAUUCAAGUGGAAGGUUGUUAAUCAAUCUUGGUGCUUUAAAACUUUGUAAAAUCGUCUAACGUUGUGUGUAGAACGCUUCUAACUAGUUUACGUCAGUUGCCUACAUUAGCCUAAAUAAUUAUUUAUUUAAUUAAAAAAAAAGUUUUGAAAUUUUCCUUAAAGUGGUUUUAAAGCUCUGUGCUCAAGUGAAAUUAAAAAAAAAACUUUAAAUCAGUUCAAACCGCAUAAAGAGCCGGAAAAUCAGUUUAAACUGAAUCAUUUAUUCUGUUUUGGUUUUCCAACCAAUUCAAUUUAGUUCCAAACUGGUUUACAAAUCUGUAGACAACUUCAAAGUUUUUUCUUCUUUUUCCAAAGCCUAAGAAAAGAAAUCCUAAACGGGAAUUAAUUCCUGCCUGUGAUUAACAUUUUAUGGUGAACGUCUUUAUGGGUUUUCAAACCGAAAAAUCAUCUUAUUUAUACAGAUUGUUUUUGCUGAUUGGACACUAUGGUGGUGGUGAUAAGCAUGAGCUUUGGGGGGGGAAGCACGAGGCUGAUCUUUGUAUGUAUAUAUUUUUCCCAAUUAUCUUGCCAAUUAUGCGAUAUCAUAGUCAAAAUUAUAAUAUAAAGCUGCCCCGUAUGCCAUGAAGAGUUCGAAGACUCUCCUUCAGAUGACAUUCAAUUUUUUGGCUUUACUUUGUGAGCUUCGUGUAGCUAUAUAGCUACCCCGCAGGAUGUUUGCAGAAUCGCGGAAUUUUGGUGGAUUUGGCAUAAACAAUGCGGUGAUUAUGGAUCAAUUAAAUUAAAUGCGCGGGAGAAUCAACAGAUGGAUGGUGGCAAAUAGACGCACAAUCCAGGUUUUAGGGGGUUGGGUACUUAUUUUUCCUGAACGUAUUUACAACAGCAACAAAAAACAAAGCAAAUUUGCACAUUGUAGAGGCUGAAUUAAUAUUUUUUAUCACACCAACAAGACAUUGCCCAUUUUAACGCGUGUUUUUCAAUGAUGUUGCCAACAGCUCGCGCGCUUUUUUUCCCCAGUGCGCGUCACUAUCAGCCGGUCGGGCACAAAUGCCCGAUUAAUGGGUCUCCACUGAGCUUGGGGAGCAACGCAACAGCGCGCUUUUAGACUUCGCGUGCCACACAUAGCGAGCCUCCAAAUCCAUCCAAUCAGCCACCACCAAGCAUGUCCCCACCUUAUCAAGUUUUUCGCUAUAAAAGCCCCAGCGUUGGCACCAGCUGAAUUAUUCAGUUCUCAAGUGGCUCCCACAGCGGAAGACCCCGAGUGUGGUUUUUCUCAUUUCCCCAAAAAACAAGAAAAGUUGAAAAAAAAAUUAGAACGUGGUUUCUUCACCAAUUAAAUCGCCUACGUAAAUGAAUUACACUGAACAGUUCAAUAAGCAAAUUUUCUACAGUGAAAAGCGCCAAAAGUCCUGGAAUCUCUUUGAUUACUUCUAGGAUAUAUUCACGUGUGCUGUUCCUAUAUCAAAUUUAUUUUUGAGUAAUCUCAAAAUCCAUUCUUCGGAGUAUUUUCAUUAAGAAAUUCAUCUCUCGUACAAAACUCAACAAUGCCUGAAGUCAUCGAGAAAUACUUCACCACACAAUUGCCAAGCCAGAUUGGUCACUAUGCCUCACCAAAGACCAUCCCUGUGUCUGCGGUGGCAACGAAGGCAGCUACUGCAGGCGUUUCAGCUGAACUGAGCCGUCUACCGCCGCGCGUACGAAAAUUCGUCGAGGAUUCCGUGGAAUUGUGCACACCUGAUCGUGUUCACAUUUGCGAGGGAACCGAUGCGGAAUAUCGUGGUCUUUUGGGAUUGCUGCAGCAACAGGGUACCAUUGUGCCGCUGCCAAAGUACGAUAACUGCUGGUUGGCACGCACCAAUCCUGCUGAUGUGGCACGCGUGGAAUCACGCACAUUCAUCUGCACGGAGACACGUGAGGAGUCAAUUCCAACACCCAAGGCGGGUGUUGCUGGAAGCUUGGGCAAUUGGAUUGCACCAUCAGACUACGAUAAGGCCAUCAAGGAUCGCUUCCCUGGAUGCAUGAAGGGACGUACAAUGUACGUGGUGCCCUUCUCAAUGGGACCCGUUGGAUCGCCAUUGGCUAAAGUUGGUGUGGAGAUCACUGAUUCCGCAUACGUUGUGGCCUCCAUGAGAAUCAUGACACGCAUGGGAAGAGCUGUGCUGGAACUCCUGCAGGAUGAUGAUAGUAACUUUGUGCGUUGCCUUCACUCAGUUGGUGCACCACAAUCGGGAAAAAUUGAUAUGCCAUCCUGGCCAUGUGAUCCCGAACGCACAAUUAUCCUGCACAAGCCAUCAGCUAAUGAUAUUGUCUCCUACGGAUCGGGAUACGGUGGAAAUUCCCUGCUAGGGAAGAAAUGCUUCGCCCUGCGCAUUGGCAGCACCAUCGCAAAGAGGGAAGGAUGGCUUGCGGAGCAUAUGCUCAUCCUGGGAAUAACAAAUCCCGAUGGGGAGAAGCGCUACAUUGCUGCGGCUUUCCCAUCUGCUUGCGGAAAGACAAAUCUCGCCAUGAUGACACCCACACUGCCUGGGUACAAAGUUGAAUGCGUUGGGGAUGAUAUUGCAUGGAUGAAGUUUGAUUCACGCGGGCAGCUGAGGGCUAUUAAUCCGGAGAAUGGAUUUUUCGGUGUAGCCCCAGGGACGUCUGAUGAAACUAAUCCAAAUGCAAUGAAGACCGUCUUCAAGGAUACAAUCUUCACAAAUGUUGCCUCAACAUCCGAUGGUGGUGUCUUCUGGGAGGGCAUGGAAGACACUUUGACGCCUGGCGUGAAGGUCACCGAUUGGCAGGGACGCCCAUGGGAGAUGGGGGUGACACGCACACCAGCUGCCCAUCCCAAUUCCCGAUUCUGCUCACCAGCUGCACAAUGCCCAAUCAUUGAUGCCGCCUGGGAGGAUCCAGAAGGUGUUCCAAUUAGCGCCAUUUUGUUCGGUGGACGUCGCCCAGCUGGUGUUCCACUUGUCUACGAAGCCAAUUCAUGGGCUCAUGGUGUCUUUGUCGGGGCAUCCAUGAGGAGUGAGGCAACAGCAGCUGCAGAGCAUCGUGGCAAGAUGAUCAUGCACGAUCCCUUCGCCAUGAGACCCUUCUUCGGCUACAACUUCGGGCACUACCUCAAGCACUGGCUCACAAUGGAGGAACGUGCCGAAAAGGCUGGUGGCGUUGCACCCAAAAUCUUCCAUGUCAACUGGUUCCGUAAGGAUUCCCAGGGGAAAUUCAUGUGGCCAGGAUUUGGGGAGAAUUGCCGUGUCCUCGAAUGGAUCCUUCGUCGUAUCGAUGACGAAGAGUGCUUCAGGGAGAGCGCAAUUGGUCGUAUUCCCACCGCCAAGGCACUCAAUGUGGACGGCCUGGGGCAGAAGGUGAAUCUCGAUGAGCUCUUUUCACUCCCCAAAGAUUUCUGGGAGCAGGAAGUCCAGGAUAUUGCCAAGUACUUUGAUAAUCAAGUUGGCAACGAUCUACCUCCGGCCAUUGCGACGGAACUCGAUGCUCUCAAGCAGCGCAUUGCCAAUUUGUAACAGACAUUGCAUUUAAACAGAAACAAACAAACAAAAUAAACCUUGUCCGUUAAAUUCUUAACCUCAAGGAACGUAUAAACUUAAAAAGAAAAUGAAUAUAUUACAGUAUAUAUAGGAAAGAUAGAAAGAAAUGAAUGAAAAAAGCAGAAAAAACAUAACUUGUGAUAUGAUUUUUGUAUAAUUUUUUUUAAUCUUAAUGGUACAUCAAUUUUAAAUAUAGGAAAAAUAAACUCUAUUUUUAUACCGGUA